GCUGUUGUGACGUCACUAUGGCCGUCGAAUGCAUGGCGCCUGAAGAUAUCCAUCACAGUUGAGGCAAAGAUCCCAAGACUUUGACGCGAUGCCGAAGGAUAAGAAGAACAAGGACUUGAUGUCCACGCAGGUGCUGCUGGCAGCAUCGGGACUGGAUGAAUUCUACAAAUACUUUGACCAGGCUGGACACUCCAUGUUUGAUUCCAUGACUCACGCCAGUGACUUGAAGGUGGAGCAGAUUCUGUUGGAGGUCGAGGCCCGGAAUGGCGUGACCUUCAACAACGCGGUGAGGAUCAAACUUUGGAAGGCGCUGAGAUACCAAUGGUUCCGUGGUCCCGGCAAAGGUCUGAACUUUGUGGAACGCGUCGAUGUUCAGCAACUGCAUUUGCCACCUUUGGAAUGGCAAGAGCAGGACAGCAAGUUCAAGUUUGGGGAUCUGGAGUCGGACCGUCAACGUCAAGUAGUGCGUAAGAUCAAGCAACUCGCCCCGGGCGAGACGGGUCAGUCGCUUCAAACCUUUCAGUUUGAGGUCUACACCCGCAGCCCCGAUUUGAUCUACGAGUACCGGGACCUGGAACGAUGUGUGCAGGAGUGGGAACGCCGGAAUCCGCGCUCCAUGAUUCAAGAGGAC
Molecule: messenger RNA, 631 nt
Organism: Cladocopium goreaui
Lineage: Eukaryota; Dinophyceae; Suessiales; Symbiodiniaceae
Source: the annotation of a GenBank genome assembly